Fusarium verticillioides 7600 is the source of this 1955-nucleotide messenger RNA. RefSeq lists its product as hypothetical. Gene Ontology annotation, biological process: intracellular protein transport; retrograde vesicle-mediated transport, Golgi to endoplasmic reticulum; intra-Golgi vesicle-mediated transport. The transcript is spliced from 3 exons. Lineage: Eukaryota; Fungi; Ascomycota; Sordariomycetes; Hypocreales; Nectriaceae. The coding region runs from base 96 to 689 and encodes 197 amino acids. Gene Ontology annotation, cellular component: COPI vesicle coat. The record is from RefSeq and is a predicted model, not a curated record.
CGGGUAUCCCUAAGUGUGGCAUUGUUGGCAUCUGAAGGGGCCACCAUUGAGGGAGAGCACUUACAAGGCAACAAACACUACAGCAGAUUGCAAUCAUGGCCCCUGGGAUGUCACUUUUCUCGGUUCAGGCCAUCCUGAUCCUCAGUACUGAAGAUGGCUCUCGGAUAUUCGCAAAGUACUUCCAGCCACCUCAUUCAGCACCUAAUGCUCCCACAAGCUCCUCAGCCAACCCCUACUCCGAUGUGAAGUCGCAAAAGGCUUUCGAGAAGGGUCUUAUCGACAAGACUGCCAAGCAGAAUGGCGAUAUCAUUCUUUACGAUAACCGAAUUGUGCUGUACAAGAUGGAGUCAGAUGUCAUGAUGUAUGUUGUUGGCAGUGUCGACGAGAACGAGAUUCUGCUAUACAACACCAUCCUCGCUCUGCGGGACUCCCUCCACAUCCUUUUCAAACAAUCCGUCGACAAGAGGACAAUUGUCGAGAACUACGACCUUGUUUCGCUAGCUAUUGAUGAGAUUGUCGACGAUGGCAUCAUUCUUGAAACUGAUCCUACUAUCAUCACCCAGCGUGUUAGUCGAGCACCCACUCAAGACAUGCCCGUCGGCCGCAUCGACCUUAGCGAACAGGGCGUCAACAACUUGGCGCAGCUAGGAAAGUCCAAACUGGCGGACUGGCUCCGUCAGGGUCUGUAGAGAUGGGGCGGGUUUUAUGUGUGGAGAGUCAGGAGUUUUGUCGUUAUUCAGCGCCGCAUGCAAAACCAAAAUCAAAAGAGGUAGACAACGCGCCAGUGGUCUGGCCUGGUCUGGUCUGGUCUGGUCUGGUCUGGUUUGGCUGAUACCGGGUCAAGAAACGGAGGGGGUUUUUUUUAUACAGGUGUGCUGGUGUUCUAAUUGAUAUGAUCAUUCAUGCUCUAGUCUCUGAAGCCGCUUUGCGGAGCCGGUUCAUGACCGCCGCUGCGAUAUCACUUCUAUCUUCUAUACCAUCAACAAAGAUGGUGUCUGCGCCUCGUCGAUCAAACUCCCGGAGCGCUGCGAAAAGACCUCUCGCAAUUCCUUCAGUGCCUCUGCCCAGAUCGAUAUCCAAGAUCUUUCCGAUUGGCUGCUCCUUUUCGUCCAACAGAUCGCCUUCGUAUACUUGGAAUGGCGAGUCAUCCUCAUCCGCUCCUUGUACGUCAGUGAGAUGGUGAAAGCUGGCGCAUCGCAGACCAGCCCCCGACUUCCAUCGCUGGGUGCGAAUAACCCCAACAACCCUACCCUUCCGCUCAUCGUUGCUAGCAUGGCCGUUGACCGCCCCAUUGGUCGCCUUCAAGUCGAAAGAAGCUAUUCCAUUGACCCCUUUUCCGAAACUCGACUCAUAAAGCACUACUGUUGCCUUUGGACUGUAGUGCUUGUACUUCAUCCCUGGAGCCCGAGGUGCAGCCUUUCCCUCUUCGCUCUUGUCUUUAUAAGCUAUUGAUACAUUCUCCCAGCCAGGGCAGCUUCGUAGCUCAUCUAUACCGAUACCUCCUGGACGAAGGACGACGGGGGGGUCACACAGCCCAUCCACAACAGUACUCUCCACACCCACUUGACAGUGUCCACCGUCCAAAAUGAGCUCGAUCUUUCCGUUGAGGUCGUCCAUUACAUGUUGUGCCGCUGUGGGUGAAGGUUUGGUGGAAGCGUUGGCGGAUGGUGCCGCCAGGGGUACACCAGCUAGCUUGAUAAGAGACAAGGCGAGGGUUGAAGAAGGCAUUCGCACGCCAAAGGUUUUGAGGCCUGCUGUCACCUCAGGUGCUAGUUUCGACGGGGCCGGGUUAGGUAGAAGAAUAGUCAGGGGUCCAGGCCAGAAACGCUCUAUCAAAGCCCUGUAUCGCUGAGGUAUAGGAUCAGUUGUAUCACUGUGGCCGAUAUACUCUCGCAGCAUUUCCAGGUCGCAAACAUGUGAAAUGAGAGGGUUGUCUGAAGGCCGUCCCUUUGCCG